Molecule: messenger RNA, 1900 nt
Organism: Mangifera indica (mango)
Lineage: Eukaryota; Viridiplantae; Streptophyta; Magnoliopsida; Sapindales; Anacardiaceae
Exons: 5
Coding region: 253-1479 (408 amino acids)
Source: RefSeq, a predicted model, not a curated record
UUUCUCCCCCUCUGUGGCUCUGCUUUCCGUAAACAACAAUUAGAAAAAUUUGCUCACUCUCUGUGACAGCUUUAAAAGGGCUUUGAUUGAAUACACACAGGCACACUUCUUCGUUUCGCCUCUUUUUUUGUGUUGCCUCUGGGGUCCCUUUAUACAGCAAACGAGACUAGCCUGAUUAUUAUUAAAACUCGACCUAGAGGCAGAGCCCAUUACUUGACUCUUCAAAUACCUUGUAUCUUGAGGGCCUUAGGUAUGGCGGAGAGUUUGGACGACGGUGAGUUUUGGCUUCCCCCUCAGUUCCUUACUGACGACGACAUACUCAUGGACAUGGGUAAGAGUAACAACAAGAAAGAAGCGUUUGGCUCUGAAGCUGAAGCUACUAACAGGGGUUUGUUUCCGUUUGAGUUUUCCAGUGGUUUUGGCUCUUUUGGGCACUCGUCCUCGGAUCUCAGUUCUCCUGUUGAGUCAGUGAUAGGGUCAACUGAGACCGAGAGUGACGAAGAAGAUUUCAUCGUUGGGUUGACUCGCCAAAUGGCUCACUCUACUCUUGAGGAAGAUUUCGCAGGAAACUACAAAUCUAAGGUUCGAUAUGUGUCUGGUUCGCCUCAGUCGACGCUAUGCACAGUUGGGAGUGGGUGCGGCUGCAGGCAGUUCUCCAGCCGUGUUGGUCCUAACUGUCAGUCACGGGUUUCUUCGCCGCCGGGAACUUGGGAUCUACUGUACGCGGCUGCAGGGGAAGUUGAAAGAAUCAGAAUGAACCAAGAAUCAUUUGGGUUGUACAAUCACAACAGGGGUCUAUUGGGUCCGCCCAAAAAACCAUUUCCGGUCACUGUUCCCGUAAAGAACCCCGCAAACCUUCUUGAUGUUGGCUUCUACAAGACUAACCACCAGCACUACCACGAACAGUCUCUUUCUCACCAGCAAUUACAAGCUUCUCAGUUUCAGCAUCUGAAGCAGCAACAAGCGAUGAAGCAACCACAAGGUUCAUCAGUUUGGGGAGGACCACAACGACAGGCCAAGGCGACAACUGGACUACAUCAUGUGGGUCUCAGCCGAAUCAAUAGUAGAAACUCGAUUCGGCCACUUGGUUUGUCGCCAUCUGCUUGGCCUCCCCUGCAACAAGCACAUCAGCAGGAGCAACCACAACAACAAAACGGGUCCGGUAUGCGGGCCGUUUUUCUCGGAGCUCCAAAAAAGGAAUGUGCCGGUACAGGUGUUUUCUUACCGCGUCGUGUAAACACCCUUCCUGAGACUCGCAAGAAGCCAGCUUGUUCGACUGUGUUGCUUCCCGCUAAAGUGGUGCAGGCGUUGAAUCUGAACUUCCACGACAUGGGUUCGCCGCUUCCUUCGUAUUACGAAAGUUAUACACCAGACGCUGAUGCUAAUUUGAGGUAUCGAAAUGGUUAUCAGAAGCGCAAUCUCAGGCCGCAGCAAGGAAUGAACCAUGAGAUCCAGUUGCCGCAGGAGUGGACCUUUUGACCCUCUUCCCCUUCUGGAUCUUCUGCAAACUUGUGUUCUUCUGGGAGUUUUUUAGGGAAGGAGAAGAAAACUUUCAAGAAAAAAAGAAUGAUAGUUUGCUAUAGGAAAAAGUAUUAGAAUAUAGACAUAGUUUCAAGGAGGGAGAAGCUAAAAAAAAAAAAAUCUUGAUGAAAGAAGCAGAUAUGAAAUGGUUUUUUUGGGGAUAAAAUUAGGGGGAAAAAUAAAAUUUGUACUGUUUGCAGGCAGUUUUCUUGAAGUUUCUUGGCUCAAGUAAAAAAAAAAAACAAAAGGAAGUGAUGGGUUUGGAUAGAAUUUUCUGUUCUAGAUUUUGUAAUUUGUGGCAAAAAUAAAAUGCUUCGGUGAAAGCCUUAAAAAAUAUUACCAUCAGUUAAUGAAAGAGCACAUAUUUGCCUGGAUAAAA